AUGGUACCUGAUGUAGGCGUACAUAUUGCAGUGUUCCGUGUUGCAAUAGUCAUAUAUCGAGGAGAAAAAAUUUAUAAAACAGUCAAGACAGCAAUGAAAACUAUUCAAGUUAAUUCGAAUAUGAAUUGCAAUAGUUGGAGUCAAAUUCAAGAGAAUUCUUCAAUAUGGAAUAAAAACCUUCUACCCUGUCCGAAUACCCUUCGACAAGUCAAAGUAGCAAGAGCUCAAUAUGAACCUGAUGCAAUGUGCCGAGAAGAUGGAUUCAUAUCGUUUAAUUGCUGGUUUCAACAAGGUCGACAACAAUUCAAUGAGGACAGUGCCAUUGCAUGCUUUCGAUCAGUGCAGUCAAAUGUACAUGGGACUAGUGGCGAAUGCUGUUACAACAGAGGUGGCUAUAUUAUAACUAGAGGAACAGGUGCUGGAAGUGACGACCGCUAUCAUAGUGGCCACACUUUUUGGAAGCAUCAAUUUGACGAUGUACUUCCUCUACUUGCUUGUUGCAAACUAGAAGCUGAUAUAGAAGCAUGCAAUAAAUAUUUUCAAUAUCGACCAUCUCAACGCGGUAGUGAUACUAUGGGUCAAUUCGGUGGCACUUGGGGUGAUCCUCAUUUUUUGACACUUGAUGGAACUUCAUAUACAUUUAAUGGCCAUAGCGAAUACAUCUAUCUGGUGAUACCAACUGAACAAUCAAUCAAAUUUGAUUCCAGUGUUUCUCUUCAACUUGAAUCUCAAAUUCGCACUGUUCCAUUGGAAGGCAUUAGAAAUAAAGUAACAGCUAUCAAGACGUUUGCUGCUCGUAUGGUUUCGAUGAAUGUCAGUAUAAUUGUGUCUAGGCGCAAUCAAGUCGUUGUGCGUCUCAAUAAUGAUGAGUUAUUAUUUUUACUCGAUGAAGAUGCAUUGACUGAAGUCAAUACAACAACUCUAAGCUUUGAAGACUUUUCGAUCAUAAAAAAUCAAACCAACGGUCAACUGACACUCUCAUGGUCCAUAGGUGUUAGCAUUCAGGUGACACCGGUAUUUGUCAAUACAACAUCGACAGUCGUAUUAAAUGUAGGGGCAGCUGUAAGUGGAGAAUUAAAAGGAAAUUGGACACUGGGUUUGAUGCGAACGUGCUAUUAUGAUGCUGCUAUCACAAAUGAUAUUUCUUUUGGACGUGCUUCAUGGCAUGCAGCUGAAGAACAGAUCGAACAACGUGAAUCCCUGCGUAAUCCACCAAAGCUCAGCGAUGAUCUAUCUUUGACACAUUCAGUAAAAACUGGUCAGCAAGUGAAUAUAUUAUUCAAUGCAACUAGCGAAUUUACUACUAUCAUUGCCUGCAAACUUCUUCAUGGUCCGAGUGAAUCAACUUUGGAGGAACGAACAGGUCAAUAUCGGUGGAAAGUACCAGAAGAAACUACAAUUGGUAGUUCAAUUCCUGUGCAAGUUAGCGCAACAGAUGAAACAUAUAGUUUAACAUCAACAUAUGAGGUUGAAUUGACAGUGGAACCGAGAAACAACGCGCAAACAAAAACAAGUUCCAUAUUUUUGCUUAUUUUGGUGGUAUCAUUACAAGUAUUGUGUGUACAACAAGAAAUAACACAAAAAUAG
Messenger RNA from Rotaria socialis, 1587 nucleotides. NCBI's taxonomy places the organism in Eukaryota, Metazoa, Rotifera, Eurotatoria, Philodinida, Philodinidae. The record is from the annotation of a GenBank genome assembly.